Molecule: messenger RNA, 1644 nt
Organism: Apaloderma vittatum (bar-tailed trogon)
Lineage: Eukaryota; Metazoa; Chordata; Aves; Trogoniformes; Trogonidae
Gene: CCDC60
Product: coiled-coil domain containing 60
Exons: 14
Source: RefSeq, a predicted model, not a curated record
AAACCAAGGAAAAAAGAUGUGCAGGAAAAACCACCCGAAGAAGUGGCUGAGGUUACUACUACUAAGUGCUCCAUCAGUCCUGAGUGGGAUCACUUUCAGGCUGACUCUCCGAAAGCAGUGAGAGAAACAGGAAAGGAGCUGAGAACUCUGGGUGAAGCUCUGGCUCGCUCAAGACUGGAACAGCUACAGUUGGAACUCGAGUGUCUCAGGCAUCAUAUCAAUUCCGUGAAGCGAGGUGGAGAUUACUUUCAUAUACUACACCAAGAAUCACUGGAGAGGAAGAAAGCAGCCCAGAAGACUCGGGGCAUGAGAUGGACAACUGAGUUUCAGCCAUCCAAAAACUCCUCAGAUGAAGAGUCAGAGGAAGAAAUAAACAAUUGCUCUCUCGCACAAGGCAGCCACCUGAAGAAGAAAAAAAAGAUGAACUUACGGUCUUUUGCUCCUGUUUAUACCAGUGUCUUGAUUCUAAACCCUGCUGGAGCAAAAAGCGAACACCUUUUCCAGCAGCUCUGUGCCAUACACUGGCUUUUGGAAGCUUUGACUCUUGACUCCAUCGGUUCGAUGCGUUCUAUACUAACCUGCUGGAAUCCAGCGGACCCUGGUGGUUGUAAAAAAACAGCAAAAGAAAUAGAAGAGGAAAAGUUAGCAACAUACAUGUGGGAGUUUUUCACAACUAACAAAAAGAAAGGCACCUGGCGAGCACAAUACAGUCUACUUAGCAGGAAGAUAAGCAAGACGUCAACACCGGGUAUCUCUCAGCUUAGCAGACAGUCGUCAUCCUGUGGUCAAACCCCUCAUGGCAGUGAAACUUCCACUGCACUUUGCUCUGUAGACAGCGUCAAGAUUAAUGUAGCUUCAUCUGAUGUCAGGAGUGAGUCCGUGCAAGCUAAAGAGCAACAAUGUCUUUUCCCUUCCCUACAGAAAGUCAUCCAGAUAAUGCGUGAAGAAGUGUCAAAAGAUACCCAUAAACAAAAAGAUCUGGUUAAGAAGAUUGGAAUGCAACGUUUGUUGCCAGUAGCUCAGAACCACAAGGCAAACAUGCCACUCAUUAAGGACCAAGAGAGUGUAACACCAAGCAAGCAGCAGCCCAGAAGCUUUCUGUGUUGUUUUUAUUGCAGCUGCCAUAGCAAAUUUAACUUGUGUGCUGAUAUGAGGCAAAAAUUCACAGAAAUACGUAAAGAAGCAGCUCGUUCUUUACAUGAUGCCCUAGUAAGCCUUGAGAGGAGUCAGGAAAAACGAUGUCGUCAAAAAUACCAGGCUUUGAAGCAACUGAAGACUUUCAGAAGAGAUAUGGAAAGAAUAAGACAUCUGGACAUGAAAGCUGACAGAGAAGAUGAUGAGGAUGGACUAAAAUGGUUUCCUGUAUUGCUUGCCAGACUCCCGGAGUCUGUGAAGAGUGACCAUUAUGUACAGAAAAUCUUAAAGAAACUGGAAAAAUACGGCAAGACUCCUGACCUGAAAAUUCAACCAGACACCUUUCUUAAGGUUCUGGAAGAUCUACAGGUGUGGGAGCUGUGUUCUCCAGAAAUUGCUGCAGCUGUAGAGUUUGUACGUGAAAGUAUUGUGCAGAUGCCAGAAGAGGAUUUUAGCGAGUGGCUUCAGACAAAAGUAGCCUCCCUGAGUGCAGAGUCCUCCACCAUUUAA